AUGACCAUCAUCAUCAUAUUAGCCCGCCUGUUCGGUGCUCGGCUGCUUGCAUCCAACGACUUCCAGCGAUCUUCACCAGAUCGUCGGUCUACCAUGUCGGAGGCCUUCUCACGCUGCGUCUCCGGUCUGCGGUCGGUACUCAAAGUCUUUACUGCCCCAACGGUCAUCUGUCUUACGAGCUACUUCACUUUCGCAAUUCUUCGGGCUAUCGAACUAUGUACAGAUGACCUAGUGACAGCCUUCGUCAAUUUCCCUGGAUGCACAGGGUCAAAAGUACUGGUCUGCUCUGCAUACCUACCUGGACAUGAUGUAAACAACAAAAUCAUCAAAGACCCGACAACCGGCCUACAGCCUGUGGUGGAAUACGCCCGUAAGCACAAGGCCGAACUCCUCGUGGGCUGCGAUGCAAACGCCCAUCACACAAACUGGGGAAGCUCUGACAUCAACACCAGAGGGUGCACACCGACGUUCGUCACUGCCACAAGACAAGAGGUACUAGAUAUAACACUCGCGACCGACAAACUGGCCGAAUAUAUCACUCAUUGGCAUGUCAGCAAUGAGAACUCCAUGUCUGAUCACAAGCACAUCAGAUUCACAAUUGAGGCUGCAACAGACUCAAACCCCAUACUCUACAGAAACCCAAAGGCUACAGAUUGGCCUAAAUACAGAGACAGUCUUACAAGCCUAAUUGCGGACCUUCCGAAGAGUAUCAAAUCUCCUCUAGAACUAGAACUCGCUGUGGACAUACUUCUAAGUGGCAUAAUAAGUGCCUACCAGAACAACUGUCCCAUCAAAACCAAAACCGCCAAAUGUAAAACACCCUGGUGGAAUAAGAGUCUAGAAAAGCUGAGGAAGAAAACUCGCAAAUUAUCCAACAGGGCUAAAAAACCUUUCGAAUGGGCCCAAUAUAGUAAAGCCCAAACGGAAUACUACUGCGAAAUUAGGAAAGCCAAAAGAGCAUCAUGGCGUGCUUUCCGCGAGGAGAUAACUCAGACUCCCCAAGGAUCCAGAUUACACAAAAUGCUUGCCAAGGCGCCAAAUAACCAAAUUGGACUUAUGAAAAGGCCCAAUGGUACCUAUACGACAUCAGAGGAAGAAACUCUACAGCUGCUAUCUACAACCCACUUCCCUGGUUCGGUUCAUAUCUCAAGAGAUAAGGAGAAUCCUCCAAGCUCACAUCUACAAAAGCCCAACCAUGAGGCGUGGAACAGAGCUGCGAGGAUUUUUCGACCAAAACAAAUUAUAUGGGCUAUAAAAUCUUUCAAGCCAUAUAAAUCAUCGGGAGAAGAUGGAAUUUUCCCGGCCCUGUUACAACAAGGGCUUGACAUCCUAUCUCCCUAUCUGGUAAGAAUAUUUAGAGCCAGCUUUGCCUGGGGUUUUAUACCAGAACCAUUAACGAAGGUCAAAGUUACCUACGUACCGAAAACCGGUCGACGAGACUACUCGCAGCCAAAGUCUCACAGACCUAUAAGCCUAACCUCUUUCAUAAUAAAAACCAUGGAAAAGGUUCUGGACCAACACAUUAGAGCUACAAUCCUCGAAAAUGCUCCCCUGCACAGGAAUCAAUAUGCCUACCGCAAGGGACAUUCCACAGAGACCGCCUUGCUCGAUUUCACCGACAAGGUCGAGAAGCCAUUUAGGACAAACAAAUAG
Molecule: messenger RNA, 1653 nt
Organism: Achroia grisella
Lineage: Eukaryota; Metazoa; Arthropoda; Insecta; Lepidoptera; Pyralidae
Exons: 3
Coding region: 1-1653 (550 amino acids)
Source: RefSeq, a predicted model, not a curated record